Eurytemora carolleeae is the source of this 1676-nucleotide messenger RNA. RefSeq names its product protein ABHD1. Bases 13 to 1446 code for a protein of 477 amino acids. Gene Ontology annotation, molecular function: monoacylglycerol lipase activity; short-chain carboxylesterase activity. The transcript is spliced from 15 exons. The record is from RefSeq and is a predicted model, not a curated record. NCBI's taxonomy places the organism in Eukaryota, Metazoa, Arthropoda, Copepoda, Calanoida, Temoridae.
CCUUUCAGAAGUAUGGGUCAGCCAGGCUGGCUGGGUGGGCUGAGGGGUCAUGUGCACUCCUGGGUCACCUGUCAGUACUUUAAACCAGGCCUUUUCAUCAGUACGGCCUGUGUGCUGAUCCAGAGGUACAAGGUGUACGGUGUACUCCUAGCUGUACCCCUUCUCACGACUCUGCAGUACAUUAUCCUGUACAUAGAGAGUAGCGGAGGUCAGAGUGCUCAGUUGAUCAAGUUUGAUCUGAGGACUGCAGAUUUCCAGGUUCCCCAGGAUACUGAGGAUUCAACACAAGACGAGGUUCGACUUACUCCGGAGAGAAGACGGAACCAUGCCGCAGCUCUCAGGAUGAGAAAAAUACUGAACCACUGUGGAGAACUAAAGAAUCCCUCAUACAUUCCUACUCCAUGGGCCUCCUACACAUGGAUCAAUAUAGGACUGCACAUGGUUAAAUCCUUCUUCUACACUAAAUUCUCAAAUAUCAGUAUUGAUAGUCACACGCUAAACAUGGAGGAUGGCGGGGAGGUUUUCGUGGAGGUGUGUUCGGAUCCCGGCUUAUUAGACGAUUCGCCGAUAAUUAUUCUUCUUCACACCAUAACCGGUUCAUCGAAGGAAACCAAGCUUUACAUGAAGCAAGCUUUGAAACGGGGCUGGAGAGGAAUAGUAUUUGACAGACGUGGACAUGUUGGUAAACUGAAAAGCCCUGCCUUUAAUGUUCUUGGGGAAGCUGAUGAUACAGUUAAGCAGGUUGAGUUUGUUCGGAGAAAGUAUCCUAAAAGUUUUCUAGGAAUGGUCGGUAUCUCGGCUGGAAGUGGAUUACUUGUAAAUUAUCUAGGUAAAUGUGGUGAGCUGACCCCUAUUCAAGCGGCCUGCUGUCUUUGCCCAGCAUACGAUAUCAGUGAAGCUUUCAAGUUAAUGGCUCAAAAUUUCCCGCACAUUGACCGAAGAAUGACGAACGCGGUGAAGAAAUUGUUUAUUCUACCCAACGCUGAACUUCUGGGUAGUCACUGUUACGAUUCCCUUGAGAUGUGCGCAAAUGCCGCAACGCUCGACGAGUUUGUCAGAAACCAUCAUUACUUUGCUGGGUGUAGUUCUGCAGAGGACUAUUUUGCUAAUAACAAUCCAAUGGAGUUCAUCGGAAAGGUAUCUGUUCCGCUUCUAGUGGUGAACAGUGAGGACGAUAUGGUUUGUUUACCACAAAACAUCAGAGAGGACUUGUUUAAGUAUAAGUAUGGAAACACACUUCUCCUUAGAACAAAGCGAGGUUCUCAUAUAGCCUAUAAUGAAGGUUUGCUUGGACAAGGCAGUUAUCUGCCUAGAAUAUCAUUAGAGUUCCUUCAGGCCGCUAGGCAGGUUCUAGGCAGUAACACGGAUUUAGGCCGAACCUCCAGGAGCCCUUCAACCUAUGACUCAAGUCCGAAUUCUUCAAAUGAUUCUGGAUUUAUGGAAUAGUACUUUUAGAUUUUUAACUGGAUCACGAUCCACGGCACUUAUUUAACUAAAUUAGACACUUUGCAAUGUUUUCCCCUCUAGAUAAUGCUCACCCUUCAGCGCUAAAAUGAUACAAAAAUCAAAAUGCGUUAUUUACAGUGUAUUUUUUGAUAUUAAUCAAACUGUAGAGUGUAGAUCAAUUCAUAGAAUUCACAUACUUUAUUCUAGUCAUGUAUUCAAUGCAACAUAAG